This is a messenger RNA of Akanthomyces muscarius, 1764 nucleotides long. RefSeq lists its product as uncharacterized. Lineage: Eukaryota; Fungi; Ascomycota; Sordariomycetes; Hypocreales; Cordycipitaceae. The transcript is spliced from 5 exons. Gene Ontology annotation, molecular function: ATP binding; protein serine/threonine kinase activity. Gene Ontology annotation, cellular component: nucleus. The record is from RefSeq and is a predicted model, not a curated record. Bases 1 to 1764 code for a protein of 587 amino acids. Gene Ontology annotation, biological process: protein phosphorylation; mitotic DNA damage checkpoint signaling.
AUGUCGACCAUCCAGCAAUUAAAGAACUUCAUUCGGCACGGCAAGCAAGCCCGCGCCGAGGAGCCCGCCCGAAAGGUCGAAUCUCCGCCCAAGUACUCCAACUCACACGACAAGAGGAAAUCUGCUUCCGACCCUCAUGUCCCUCAGUCUGCCGUCGUCGACCAACAUUCCGAACCUGCCGAAAAGGUAGCCCGCAAAGAAGACCGCGCUGGUGACAAACGUGCGAGUCGACGCGUAGACGAAGCCAACCUGGCCAAGCUCGUUGCUGAGGAAAAUGCCUCCAGGACCAAGUUCCCCCAAUACCCCGGCCUCGAGCGAUGGGUGCUUCUUGAGAAGAUGGGCGACGGUGCCUUCAGCAACGUCUAUCGUGCCCGCGACACCGAGGGGCAAUACGGCCAAGUCGCCAUCAAAGUUGUUCGCAAGUACGAGAUGAACAAUAUGCAGGGAAACGACCGUAUGCAUCCCGAAUUUAAGAGGGCGCCUAAAGCUGCCGAGCGCGCAAACAUUCUGAAAGAGGUGCAAAUUAUGCGCCAGCUCGAUCAUCCCAACGUCAUCAAGCUCAUCGACUUUUCGGAAUCCAAGCCUUAUUACUACAUUGUUCUCGAGCUCGCCCCUGGUGGUGAGCUGUUCCACCAGAUUGUUCGUCUCACAUAUUUUAGCGAAGAGCUUUCGAGACAUGUCAUUGUCAAGGUGGCCAAGGCCCUCGAGUACCUCCAUGAAGAGAAGGGCGUCGUUCACCGUGACAUUAAACCCGAAAACAUUCUUUUCAACCCUAUCGAUUUUGUCCCCUCCAAGGUUUCUAAACCUAAGCAGCCUGGCGACGAGGACAAGGUCGACGAAGGCGAGUUCAUUCCUGGCCUCGGCGCCGGCGGUAUUGGUGAAAUCAAGAUCGCCGACUUUGGCCUGUCCAAGAUUGUGUGGGACAAGCAAACUAUGACGCCUUGCGGCACCGUUGGUUACACUGCUCCCGAAAUAGUCAAGGACGAGCGUUACUCCAAGUCUGUCGACAUGUGGGCUCUUGGCUGCGUCUUGUACACUCUACUCUGUGGCUUCCCUCCUUUCUACGACGAGAGCAUCGAAGUUCUUACCGAAAAAGUCGCCAAGGGCCAAUAUACCUUCCUCUCGCCUUGGUGGGACGAGAUUUCCAGUUCAGCCAAGGAUCUCAUUUCACAUCUCUUGACUGUCGACCCUGAGAAGCGUUUCACGAUUACCGAGUUCCUUGCCCAUCCUUGGGUUCGUGCCAGUGGUCCCACCCCACGAGAGGAGCGCAAACCCGAUGCUCCGCUCCGUGCCUUUGACCCCUCGAAACUGGAUGACAGACGACUUGACUUCCGCUCCCCUGGCGCGGUCAACCUGCGAGAAGUCUUCGAUGUCGGUUACGCUGUCCAUCGCCAAGAAGAGGAGGCCAAACGACGUGCGCAAAUUGGUGCGCGUGCCGGCCCGGCACGCGCCCUGGGCGGCCUGGACGAAGAGGAUGAAGAGGAGGAGAUGGAAGUUGACAAGCAGCCUCAAGGUGGCGCUCGUGGCCUAGAGCAGGGCAUGCGCAAAGCCAGCAUCCAAGACCAAGAUGCCAAUCCUCGUGGCAGAGAGCGCGAACGCGCGCCCAACGAGAAGGGCUACGGUCAGCACUCGUCGACUGUCACAGCUGCUGCUAGACAACAGGUCCGCGACCGGAAUCGCAAUAAGGGACCGUUUGAACUCAACCUCGACAAUGCUACUCUGCUCGGCAAGAGAGGGAAGAAGAUGCCUACUGUAGGCGCAUGA